AGAGUGUUUUUGACGCUGACUCCCGGUCUGAGUUCGCCGUUCGUAAAAAUAGUGGUUGAAAAGACGGCGCGCGCGCCGCUCGCAUCGUUGAAAUACAACUGUGUUUAAACUAACGAAAAUAAUAGAAUAUUCCGUGCAUUUUUCAUUUGAAUAGUUUUUGUGCAAGUGAAGUGAAUAUUGACGACAGGAGUGAAAAGUAAAUGUUUUUUGUCAAUAGUGUUUUCUUAGAUGACAUUAAAUAGUGUAAUAGUGUGUUUAAAUGAAAUAGGAAUAGUUUAUUGUGUUAAUAGUGAACGUGUAAUAAGGAGUUCCUGGAAUUAGGACUAAUUUUAAAGAUAAGUGACGUGCAGUGCAGUGCAGUGCGAGUGUGAUGCGGGAAGCGUGAGCAUGGAGAGUGGUUUGCCGGCGCCCGACGCCGACGACGGCCCGCCGGGCUCGUCCGGUAGCGGCUCCUCGUCCGGGACCGGAUAUUAUCACAAAAACGGCGAAUGGCGCGGCGAGCGGCGACUACUGGAUAUCACGAGAGACAAACCCGUCAAGCUGUGCGUUCGGGUCGCGGUCCCCGUCAGGGACCACCCCAAGUUCAAUUUCGUUGGGAAGCUAUUGGGCCCAAAAGGCAACUCUCUGAAGAGGUUACAAGAGGACACACUUUGUAAGAUGGCUGUGCUCGGCCGUGGAUCCAUGAAGGAUCGACAGAAGGAGGAAGAACUGCGUGUGUCAGGCGACCCGAAGUUCUCACACUUGGCAGAAGAGCUUCACGUCGAAGUGAGCGCCUUCGCCACGCCCGCCGAGGCGCAUGCGCGUGUUGCGUACGCGCUUGCAGAAUUACGACGGUUCUUAGUACCAGAUUACAAUGAUGACAUCCGACAAGAGCAGAUGCUGGAGAUGCAGCUACUGGCCCAGGCGCCGCGCUCGCCUCCCGCCACCCCGCCGCAUCCCGCGCCCCGCCUCAGUCCAGCACCGGAAGACCACAAACACAGGGCCGCAGGGCUGGCGUGUGCGUCGCUGGCGGGCGCCGCUCGCGACUACUCGCCGCCGCUGCCCGCGGCGCCCGAGCACCAGCAUCAUCAGCUAGCAGCGAGCCAUGGAGUUCUGAUGGGCAGCGUGCUGCCACCGCACUUACUGCAUAACUCCAUACUAGGUACUAACGGCGGGGAGCUCCUGGGCCUGGGGUCCCCGGUGCUGCGGGGAGUGCUGCGCGCGCCGCCCGCGCCCCCCGCGCCCCCCGCGCCUCAAGGUGCGGGUGGGGCUGCGACGGGUGCGGUGGUGGGGGCGCGCAAGCGGCCGCUGCUGGGCGCCGCGCGCGCUAAUAUGUCGCCGACGAAGCGCGCCGUCAUCACGCUAUUGGCGCGCGCUCGCGCCGCCGCGCACCGCCGCCCGCCCGCUUGGCGACAUGAACACGGCGCCCUCCUGCCGCUACUGCGUGAGGAGUUCGCGGCGGCGGCCGGCGCGCCGCGCGUCAACCUCGCGUAGUGGUACUCGUAGUGCCCGCGCGAGUACCGUCGACCUCUCGUUGCUGCACCGGCCGAUGUGACGUCGAGCUCAUUUAAUUUAAUAAUUGGAUUUGAAUACUCAAAGUACACCCAAGAUCAAACGUAUGGAAACUACGUUGUUUUCUUAUCUCAUGCUAGUCAUGUGUUAUGUUGUUUAUUUAUAACCUUAAACUUACAUUAAACAACCCGAUAAGAUUAAACUUACACGCUUUAUCAAAACAUCAUAAUUGUCCAAAAACAGGAAAUGAUCGGAGCGGUCGACUUGCUCAAAAAUAUCUGAUAACGCAUUCUAACGCCUUGACAAUAGAGACGUGUUCAGAUAUUUGCGAGCACUUCGGCCGUCCGAUAUAUCUGAUUGCGACUGUACCUCAUUUCAUUAUUUCAUGUGUGUCGAAUGCUAGGCUAAGUAAUUAUAUGAUCGUUCAAGAUACACAAUUAUUUUAUAAACAAUAUCAUCUAUUUUUUUCGACAUGAGAAAGAAAACAAUAAGAUUAAAAUUAAUAAUUUAAACUUCGCAAAAUGUCACAAAGGCUUGGACGGCUACAGCUCACUAGUGUUAGUCGAGGCUUAAAGGCUUAAAGCAAGCCUUCUCAAGCAGUCUUUAAAACUCUGCUAAGACUAACACACUAAACUCAACGGCUCAUAACUUUGAAAAGCACAUUUCGACAAAUAAAGGUAACGUUCAGAUUUCAACUGCAUUACUGUUGCGGCACAGUUGUUACUGCCACUGUAUCUGUCAAUUCCUUUGAUAAAAUAAAAUGAAACGAAUGCGGCUGCGAACGUUUCAUUUUAUCGAGGAAUUUGCCAGAACGACGCCGCAUCCGUAAUGUAGCUGUAGUUGACAUCUGAAACUCACCUUAACAUGAUUUGUACUAUAUUGUUUAAAUUUUAUAUUUAACCAUCGAGCUGUGCUUUACAAAGGCUUUAAGGCUGCAACAGUCUGGAUUAUUUCAAAAAUUUGUGUGAGAACUCAGUCUGUUUUAGCCUUUCUUUUUAAAUUAAUAGUGCAAUUUUGUUAUCGUGAUUUCUGUGUCGUUGAGUGGCGGCGCGUCAAAAAUAUUUUUAUUAUGGCAUUCCUAAUAUCACAGCUCAAUGCUCAAUGUUGAAAAAUAUCUCCUAUGAGAGCCAACGCAGCGGUUCGUAGCCUGAGUAAGGGCAUUUACUUGUGUGUUCAUGACAGAUAUUUGUAACCGGGGCCGGCAAAACGUCCCACUUAUCGAUUGUCAUAAGGACGAAAUUUGCUUAUGACAAGCGGUUGUUCCUGUGUUAUGAAUAUUUUCUAUAUUAUAUACAUCGUUGUUCACAACAUAAGCCUUAUUGAGUUUACUGUUGGACUAGGUCGAUUUGUGUAGAAAUGCCCUAUAAUAUUUAUUCAUUUAUGAGAAUUUUAUGGACGCCCCGCCACUGGUAUAGUUAGAGAAACCCCAAAGCUUAUAUUUAGGCGUAAUUAUGGACCACUUGUAUUUCGGGAUAUCCUCUGCCUUGUAGGACUGUAAAUAAGAUGUAUGAUGUACAAGCGUUGCUAUUUGUGGACAAAAAAGCAAGCAAAUUGUUCUUAUAAUAUAACCAACUCGUAUAAUGAAUCCUGCGCAGAUGUAGGUAUGAGCUAAUUUGAUUUAUCUUCUCUAUACCAGAAGAACAAAAAGUUAAGAACAUUGGCGAAACAAACGUUCACAUUUUUGGUGCGAAAACAAAGUUAACUCCAGUCUUAGACGAUUUGAGGACAGACUCAAAAAUAAGCUUCAUUAUUCUUAAGUUUCGAGAAUACAAAAAACUUUUUGUUUACGGCACGCCUUAGGGAGACGUAUAAAAGAAAGGAAUGGAGAAUUCAUAACGCACGCAUCUGGUAAUCUUCAGUUGUUCCGUUGGUUACAAGCGUUAUAACAAGUAUUCCGACAGGUCGCAAAUUCGAAUCUUGCCCGCAGUGGUGAUUUUUUUUUUCUUUAAAUCAAAAAUUGUUACUUGAUUAAUGUGGUAUUUUUGUUCCACCAAUAGCAACGUUCGAUGAUGUAUCACUAUUUAAGUAAGCGACGGGACGAGUAUCCCGUUUGAAUCAGGAAAGCUAAAUUUAUUAU
This is a messenger RNA of Cydia pomonella (codling moth), 3568 nucleotides long. RefSeq names its product KH domain-containing, RNA-binding, signal transduction-associated protein 3-like. The coding region runs from base 388 to 1473 and encodes 361 amino acids. Gene Ontology annotation, molecular function: mRNA binding. The record is from RefSeq and is a predicted model, not a curated record. Gene Ontology annotation, biological process: regulation of alternative mRNA splicing, via spliceosome. Lineage: Eukaryota; Metazoa; Arthropoda; Insecta; Lepidoptera; Tortricidae. Gene Ontology annotation, cellular component: nucleus. The transcript is spliced from 11 exons.